Messenger RNA from Dendronephthya gigantea, 677 nucleotides. Its product is annotated as neurexin-4-like. The record is from RefSeq and is a predicted model, not a curated record. NCBI's taxonomy places the organism in Eukaryota, Metazoa, Cnidaria, Anthozoa, Malacalcyonacea, Nephtheidae. The transcript has a single exon. Bases 16 to 507 code for a protein of 163 amino acids.
CAAGUAUUUUGUAACAUGACUUCGAAGAAUGGUGUUGGUGUGACAGAGAUUGGACAUGACAGCGAAUCAAGAACACUUGUGGACAAACAUGACAUCAAGGGUUCUUACAAGAGAACGAUCAAGUAUGAAAUUCCAAUGGAGCAGAUUGUUGCCAUUAUAGAACAGUCGAAGAAUUGCGAGCAGUUUAUUAAGUAUGAAUGUUAUCAUAGCAGAUUGUUACGAAGUUCUUUUGGUUGGUGGGUAUCACGUCAAGGCACAAAUAUGAAUUACUGGGGUGGAGCGGCAGUCGACAGUGGAAAAUGUGCCUGUGGAAUGACCAACAGCUGUGCAGGUGGAAAAAAAUGUAAUUGUGACAUCAAUGACGACACAUGGCGUGAAGACAGUGGAUACCUGACAGACAACAACACACUGCCUGUUAUUGAACUGAGAUUCGGGGAUACAGGUAAAAGCCGCAGUGUUGAUGAGCGUGGUUAUCACACACUGGGGAAAUUACGUUGUUGGGGAUGAGGAACAAAGAUAUACAAAAGAAAUUACCUCAAUCAACCAGUCUUACAGAGAGUAAAACUAUAAUAAUUUGAUUCAACCUGUAAAAGGUUGAAACCUGCCCGACUACCGCUCGUCUGCCCGCAACUCAUUGUAACUCUUCUUAUAAACAAGAAUUAUUAUCUUCAGUGACC